UAUGUAAUACACCACUCCAAAAUAAAAAUUGCAUCAUUACUGGCAGCCGUUACGCACAGUACGUCAUGUGAUCCACUUAUAAAUAGAACGAUAACGUCAUCCCCACCGCUCUAAUAGUUCCAAGAGAUCCAGAUUCAGUAAAUUAUCGUACGACCAAGAAAGAUCCAAGAAAGGAAAUCUCCUCGACUUAGUCAUUUCUCGAUUUUCAAAACUAAGUGAAGACUUUGGCAAGAUUAAUAAUAUUUCCAACAUAGUCACAUUGGCUGCGUUACUUUAGCAACUUGGGGAAACCCCUUAUUCGGAAACGCAUGCAAAUACUGAUGUCAAUUGCAAAGUGUUUUAAAUGACUGAAUGGUCUGAAACCUGCCAAGAACACACUUCUUUACGUAUCUUCCAGAGUUGUCUUUGAAGUAUGAAGGCUUCGAAUCUAGGAGCAGUUGUGCUGUACUUCAUCGUGAUAUACUCAGACAAGCUGGUUACAGUAAACACGAGCCCUACAUGCAGCUGGGACCAGAUAACGCGCCUCAGUGGAAGCAAUGAGAGCUGCUGGGAUUGUCCUAGGUGUCCAAAGGGUCUUGGAUUGACCCCCCAGUGUUCGUCAUAUGUUAGUAUCGAUGUACCAAUUCACUGUGAAGGUUGCAAGAAAGGCAUAACUUAUUCAGAUGUGAACGAUAUCUCUUCUUGCAAACCAUGUACGAUUUGUGGGGACAACGAAAURACCAUAAGAAAGUGUAACACAACGCAUAACGCCAUUUGCGGCAAGUGUAAGCCGGGGUUCUACCGUUCGAUAACCGAAGACUGUUGGCCGUGUACAAAAUGUUGCCCAGACAGCACAUCUGAUGAGCUCGAGCCACAGUGCCUUAACCAAGGCUUAMCRACCAAGCAUUCAUGCAGACUAGACUUUAAAACACAGGAAUGUGCUARGCAAUCAACCCCGAAGAGUAAUAUCAACGAGGAUGUUAAGAGAACGAACUAUAGCAAUGAUUCUAUUGAUGGUCGUGCUGGACGUMAUAAURRCACGAYCAUCGUGCGUUACCAUAUAAUAACCAAGCUUGAUMAAAACAUCUGGAUAUUCCUAGGAAUUGGUGUGUUUAUUUGUCUUUUGGUUGGAGUAGUCGUUUAUGCUGCCAAGAACUGCCCGCGUUCGAGAAAUAGACCUC
Messenger RNA from Actinia tenebrosa (Australian red waratah sea anemone), 1160 nucleotides. RefSeq lists its product as uncharacterized. Gene Ontology annotation, biological process: positive regulation of JNK cascade; positive regulation of canonical NF-kappaB signal transduction. Gene Ontology annotation, molecular function: protein binding; signaling receptor activity. The record is from RefSeq and is a predicted model, not a curated record. Lineage: Eukaryota; Metazoa; Cnidaria; Anthozoa; Actiniaria; Actiniidae.